GUGUUACUAAUAUCCAGGAACCGAAAAGGGAGAACCUCCGGAUGAGGCAUAGUUGUGUCCUAGCUUGAAGCCUUUUGCCGGAGCAGUGCUGGGGUUAGCAUUCUGCGCGGCGAGGCAAGAUGCUCAAGUCCAAGACGUUCUUAAAAAAGACCCGGGCGGGCGGCGUGAUGAAGAUCGUGCGCGAGCACUACCUGCGAGACGACAUCGGCUGCGGUGCGCCCGGGUGCGCAGCGUGUGGCGGGGCGCACGAGGGGCCGGCCUUGGAGCCGCAGCCCCAGGACCCGGCGAGCAGCCUCUGCCCGCAGCCGCACUACUUGCUGCCUGACACUAAUGUGUUACUGCACCAGAUUGUAAGUGCCUGGAGGCCGGGGACCUGGGCUUCUGUGGCCUCCAGCCUGCGACUCCCAGGCAGCUUAGAAACCUAUGUAGAACAAGAGCAGGGAGAAAAUGCUAAUGACAGGAAUGAUAGAGCUAUUCGAGUAGCAGCAAAAUGGUACAAUGAACAUUUGAAGAAAAUGUCAGCAGACAACCACCUGCAAGUUAUCUUCAUAACAAAUGACAGGAAAAACAAAGAGAAAGCUGUAGAAGAAGGAAUACCAGCUUUCACUUGUGAAGAAUAUGUAAAGAGCCUAACUGCUAACCCUGAACUCAUAGAUCGUCUUGCUUGUUUGUCUGAAGAAGUGAAUGAAAUAGAAAGUGGAAAAAUAAUAUUUUCAGAGCAUCUUCCCUUAAGUAAGCUACAGCAAGGCAUAAAAUCUGGUACAUACCUUCAAGGAACAUUUAGAGCCAGCAGGGAAAAUUACUUAGAAGCUACAGUAUGGAUUCAUGGUGACAAUGAAGAAAAUAAAGAGAUAAUCUUACAGGGACUGAAACAUUUAAACAGAGCUGUUCACGAAGAUAUUGUGGCUGUGGAGCUUCUCCCCAGGAGUCAGUGGGUAGCACCAUCUUCUGUUGUUUUACAAGAUGAAGGUCAAAAUGAAGAAGAUGUGGAGAAAGAAGAAGAGAGAGAACGAAUGCUUAAGACUGCCGUAAGCGAGAAAAUGUUGAAGCCUACAGGCAGAGUUGUAGGAAUAAUAAAAAGGAAUUGGAGACCAUAUUGUGGCAUGCUUUCUAAGUCAGACAUUAAGGAGUCAAGAAGACAUCUCUUUACACCUGCUGAUAAGAGAAUCCCUCGAAUUCGCAUAGAAACCAGACAGGCUUCUACAUUAGAAGGACGGAGAAUUAUUGUUGCUAUUGAUGGUUGGCCCAGAAAUUCCAGAUAUCCAAAUGGACACUUUGUGAGAAAUUUAGGCGAUGUUGGAGAGAAGGAGACUGAAACAGAAGUUCUGUUACUUGAACACGAUGUUCCCCACAAGCCUUUUUCACAGGCUGUUCUUAGUUUUCUGCCAAAGAUGCCCUGGAGCAUUACUGAAAAGGACAUGAAGAACCGAGAAGACCUGAGACAUCUGUGUAUUUGUAGUGUAGAUCCACCAGGAUGUACUGAUAUAGACGACGCUCUACAUUGUAGAGAACUCAAAAAUGGAAAUUUGGAGGUUGGUGUUCAUAUUGCUGAUGUGAGCCAUUUUAUUAGGCCAGGAAAUGCCUUGGAUCAAGAAUCAGCCAGAAGAGGAACAACUGUGUAUCUUUGUGAAAAGAGGAUUGACAUGGUUCCAGAGUUGCUUAGCUCUAACUUGUGUUCCUUAAAAUGUGACGUUGACAGGCUGGCAUUUUCAUGUAUUUGGGAAAUGAAUCACAACGCUGAAAUCUUAAAAACGAAGUUUACCAAAAGUGUUAUUAAUUCAAAGGCAUCUCUGACUUAUGCUGAAGCUCAGUUGAGAAUUGAUUCAGCAAACAGGAAUGAUGAUAUUACCACUAGUCUCCGUGGACUGAAUAAACUAGCUAAAAUUCUGAAGAAAAGAAGGAUUGAGAAAGGGGCUUUGACUCUAUCUUCUCCUGAAGUUCGAUUCCACAUGGACAGUGAAACUCAUGAUCCUAUAGAUCUGCAGGCCAAGGAACUUAGGGAAACAAAUUCCAUGGUUGAAGAAUUUAUGUUACUUGCCAAUAUUUCUGUUGCAAAAAAAAUUCAUGAGGAAUUUUCUGAACAUGCUUUGCUUCGAAAACAUCCUGCUCCACCUCCAUCAAAUUAUGAAAUUCUUGUUAAAGCAGCCAGGUCAAGGAAUUUGGAAAUUAAGACUGAUACAGCCAAGUCUUUGGCUGAGUCUUUGGAUCGGGCCGAAUCUCCUACUUUUCCAUAUCUAAACACUCUGUUGAGAAUAUUAGCCACUCGCUGUAUGAUGCAAGCUGUGUACUUCUGUUCUGGAAUGGAUAAUGAUUUUCAUCACUAUGGCUUAGCAUCUCCAAUAUACACACAUUUUACUUCACCCAUCAGAAGAUACGCAGAUGUCAUCGUUCAUCGGCUUUUGGCUGUGGCUGUUGGGGCUGACUGUACUUAUCCAGAGUUGACAGACAAACACAAGCUUGCAGAUAUAUGUAAAAAUCUAAAUUUCCGGCACAAAAUGGCUCAAUAUGCCCAACGUGCAUCAGUGGCUUUUCAUACCCAGUUAUUUUUCAAAAGCAGAGGAAUAGUAAGUGAAGAAGCCUAUAUUUUAUUUGUAAGAAAGAAUGCCAUUGUGGUAUUAAUUCCAAAGUAUGGUUUAGAAGGGACAGUCUUUUUUGAAGAAAAGGACAAACCAAACCCACGGCUUAUUUAUGAUGAUGAGAUACCUUCACUUAAAAUAGAAGACACAGUGUUCCAUGUAUUUGAUAAAGUUAAAGUGAAAAUCAUGUUAGACUCAUCUAAUCUUCAGCAUCAGAAAAUCCGAAUGUCCCUGGUAGAACCACAGAUACCAGGAAUAAGCAUUCCUACUGGUACUUCAAACACAGACCUUAAUGGACCAGAGAAAAAGAAGAUAAAGCUUGGAAAAUAGCUAUAUUCAACAAAAAUCUUCAAAUACUGGUUUUAUUUUUAAAAGAAAAAACUUGAAAGAACACUUCUAAGCCUAAGUGUGUGAUACAGUUUGUUACUUUUAAGUACAUUUUAAUAAUUUCAGACAUUUGCAUUUUUAUUGAAUGGUUGACUGUAUCUGUCCCAUCAUACUGCUUUACUUCUGGGUUGAACAGAAUUAUUUAUGCAGAAUAAUUCAAUUGAAUAUCCAUCACUUAAAUACAGUGACAGGAUAGCAACUUCAGGGAUCUGUAAAGAUCAUUUAAAUGGAGUGCUCAUCUCAUUGAGGAGCAGAUUAAUUUUGCAUAAGUACUUUGAUUAUUUAAUAUUUGUAGGAAAAAACUUUCAUUUUCCUACAGAGGAAAAUAGAACAAUUUUAGAAGCAAGGAGCAAUCUUCUUUUCUAAGUCUUGGAAGUUGUCAGUGUUGAGGAUGUAAUCUCCUUUGCCAUCUUUAAUUCACCUAAUUUAUACUAAGUAUUCUCUUACUGUUUUUAAAAGCUUCCUGUAUUUUAUUAGUGGUCCUUGAACAACUGUGAAUGUUUGGGAAUUGGUAGAAAGGCAAGAAGUAGGAUAUUUUGACCUGACUGGAAAGAUGGUUGUUUUUAUUACCAGGUAAUAAGUGUGAUCAUUGUUGAACUUCAGCUCCAGUGUCUCUCCAGAAUAAGACAUUGGCAUUCAAAUGUCUAUAUCUUGUUACUUACAAAAUAAAAAACAGAUAAUUAGUGGCUUUUAAAUUGUAGUUGUAUCAGUGUGUAUAUACACGAGGGGAACUGUAUAAAGGCAUACUAAAGGGAACAGAUUAAAAUAAGUAUUAUUAAUAAAAUUUGGUGUGCCAGACUGACUACUUCCUUUGCUAAUCACAGAGAUUGGUAAUGAUUAAAUUAAUACUUUCAGGAAUAUUUUGGGAUAGGGUUGCCUUGAAACAUUUUACUUGGCUUAUUCAAUUUCUAAAGCACUUACGGUGUGUCAGGUUCCACUCAAGUAAACUGUCUUCAAGGAGCUUGCAGUAUAGUGAGAAAAGCCUGGCAAGUAAAUCAGCAGGUAUACUGAAUAGGUAGCCAUUUAGGCACUCAAUAAAUGUUGAAUAAUUUUUCCAGUUUCCUAUUACUGAGGAAGACCUCCAUACAUUGAGACAGAAACUUGUGUCAGUUGGAGGAAAAUAGACUUGAGUAGUCUUUGGUCCAAGUAAAAUGGGUCAGUGACACUAAGAGUAGGAGUCAAAAAACCUUUUCUGUGAGUGCUGGAAUAUUUUAGACUUUGUUGGCUAUGGUCUGUUUUGCAACUAUAGUACACAGCUCUGCCGUUGAUAGUGUGUAAGGAGCCAUAUACAAUAUAUAAACAAAUCAACAUGACUGUGUUCCAACAAAGCCUGAUUUGUUGUUUCAUAUAUAGUCAUGUGUCACUUAAUGACAGGGAUAUGUUCUGAGACAUGUCGCUUGGCAAUUUCAUCAUUGUGUGAAAAUCAUGAUGUAAUUACACAAACCUAGAUGGUAUACCCUCUGGUAUCCUAUAUGGGACAACCUAUUGCUCCUAACCUACAAACCUGUAUGGCAUAUUACUGUACUGAUUGCUGUAGGCAGUUGUAACACAGUGCUAAGUAUUUGUAUAUCUAAACAUAGAAAAGGUACAGUAAAAAAAAAUAUAGAUAUAUAUAAGAUAUAAAAUGGUACACCUAUUUAGGACAUUUACCAUGAACAAGUUGGCAGGACUGGAAGCUGACUCUGGGUGAGUCAGUAAGUGGUUAGUGAAUGUGAAGGCCUAUAUUACUGUGCACUACUGUAGGCUUUUAUAAACACUAUACACUUAGGCUACGUAAAGUAAUUUCACUAUGAUGUUACCAUGGCUAUGUCCCCAGGCAAUAGGAAUUUUUCAGCUCCAUUGUAAUCUUACGGGAUUAUCAUCAUGUAUUUGGCCAUUGUUGACCAAAAGUUAUGCAGCACGUCAUUAUAAUUUUGAUGUGUCACAAAACAUUACUCAUUUGAUUCUCCCCACCCCUGCCAACCAUUUAAAAAACUUUGCCGGCUAGGUGCAGUGGUUCAUGCCUAUAAUCCUAGCAUUUUGGGAGGCGGAGGUGGGUGGAUCACCUGAUAUCAGGAGUUCGAGACCAGCCUGGCCAACAUGGUAAAACCCCAUCUCUACCUAAAAUACAAAAACUCAGCUGGGUGUAGUGGCAGACGCCUGUAAUCCCAGCUACUUGGGAGGCUGAGGCAGGAGAAUCACUUUAACCUGGGAGGCAGAGGUUGCAGUGAGCUGAGAUGGCACCACUGCAGUUCAGCCUGAGCGACAAGAGUGAGACUCUUGUGGUGUUCAUGGUUAAUGUGUUGAAGAUGAGCCAGGUACAUAAUGCAGCACAUUUUCUGCAGGUCAGCAGUAAUAUUUCAGGGUACAGUUAAGGAGGAAAGAAGAAAAUGACACAUUGAUAACAUAGGUCUUUAUUUCCUAGGGGUACAUAUGAAUUAUUCCUUUUUGAAUGAGACAGUUUUUAAAAGUUGAUUUAUAAAUACAAAAAUACAUUCUCCAAAGAUAGUAUUUCCAAACUCUUAUAUACGCAUCUACUCCCAACAUGGAUAUAAGUUUUUUUAAAAAAAAUAGUUGUAUAUAACAUACAUAUCUGCCCCAGUGUUACUUCACAGGCCUGUGCCCUACAGGAACUCCUCUCCCCCAGCCCCACUUUUUCUCUUGGUUGUCCCACAUUCUUAUUCUCCCACAUCCCUACCCAUGUUUGAGCUGGAAAGGAUGUCCCUACCCUAGGCAUGAGGUAUAUUAUUCUGGGCACCACACAUUUGCCCCAUAGAUAACAAUACAUUUGAUGAUGUCGCUAGUACUACCUUUCUAGUAUUUACAUAUUUAAAAGUAGUAACUACAACAGUUAUCACAGGAACUAAGAAUUUUCCCCACAGAGGUGAACAGUUUAAGAACUAAAAUUUCAGGAAACCUGUUUAAUUUCCUUUUUUGUAUCUUCGAUAAGUUUUAUAUCUAAGAUUUCUGGGUUAUAAUUCAUCUGUAUGUUCAAGCUUUUAUGUAAAAAUAUAUAGUGCCUUCAGUUUUAACACAGUUUCACAUGUUCUCAGAACUGCUAAAUUCAGUGCUAUCAGGAAGGCUUAAUAAGUAGUUCAUUGACCCUGUCAGAUAGGAGCACUCAGCUCUGUCACAAUUUGUUGUUAAACACAUCAUUCAAUGUUAAGUAUAAAAAUAUUUAUUGAUAAAAAAUAAAUUUAUAAUUCAGCAA
Molecule: messenger RNA, 6153 nt
Organism: Rhinopithecus roxellana (golden snub-nosed monkey)
Lineage: Eukaryota; Metazoa; Chordata; Mammalia; Primates; Cercopithecidae
Gene: DIS3
Product: DIS3 homolog, exosome endoribonuclease and 3'-5' exoribonuclease
Exons: 21
Coding region: 120-2906 (928 amino acids)
Biological process (GO): rRNA catabolic process
Cellular component (GO): cytoplasmic exosome (RNase complex); nuclear exosome (RNase complex)
Molecular function (GO): 3'-5'-RNA exonuclease activity; RNA binding; endonuclease activity
Source: RefSeq, a predicted model, not a curated record